This is a messenger RNA of Paramuricea clavata, 1363 nucleotides long. NCBI's taxonomy places the organism in Eukaryota, Metazoa, Cnidaria, Anthozoa, Malacalcyonacea, Plexauridae. The record is from the annotation of a GenBank genome assembly.
AUGAAAAGUGCUUUAGAUGAUUUCAAUAUAGCAGCCUGCCAAAUUGAAAGUGCAGUUUUUGAUGGCGUGUACUUUCAUUGCAGUGUUCAAAAGCAUUUCAAUGCAUUGUAUGGACUGAAAGAUGGUGACAUCUUGUACAGCUAUGAUACUUUGCACAAAAGUGGACUUGUUGACACACAUAUGUGCAAAAAGAAAGAAUUUGCAUGGGUUGCUGAAAUCACCCAGAUUUGUCAGCAGGUAAUUCAAUGAUUCAUUUAUCAUUAUUCCUAGUCUCCUAGCCCUCAUAGUCAUAAAAUUACAUAUAAUAUAAUAUAAUAUCAUAUCAUGUCAAUGAUGUCAAAUGACUCAAAUCAUGUCAUGUCAAUGAUAUCAUAUCACAUAUGAUAUCAUAUCAUCAUAUUUCAUAUAUCAUAAUAAUCAUAUAAUAAUUGAAUAAUAUGUACUGUACGGUACCUGCAAUCAAAAACUAGCCUGGCCCACCUUGUAUUUAAUGUAUUAUUUUAGUCAAUUAUGAAUUAUGUCAUAAUAUCAACUUGGCCAAUAAUCAAUAAAUGCUUUACCAUGUUAGUUCUAAUUAUUUAAGCUUUGUCAAUUUAUUGGAAUAGCAUAAUUAGAACAAACUCUAUAUUUACUAAGUCUACUUAUUAUGUCUAAUUUGUUACAGGUGUUCCAUUUGUUCAACUGGGGGCCCAAUUACGAAAAACUGGUUAAAGCCACAGUGUUAUGGAAGCUCCAUCUAAGAAGCUUGGUGGGCUUUUCGGAGACAAGAUUUGCCAAUAGCAGACGACAAGUCUACAUAAAUAUACAUCAUGAAUUCCCUGCUAUUAUUAGUUGCUUAGAGGAACAAAUUCUUGAUGGUGUGAAGAGGAAUUCAGAUGCCAGAGCAAGAGAAAGGGUACACAAAGCUAAAGAGAUAAAGGGGAAAAUACUAAAUGUGUAUUUUCUUUUCUUAUUGUCUGGCCUAGCAGACCUGUAUGGCCAGUUUGGUGUUGUUGUAAACAUAGCCCAGAUGGUCCACUUGCUACCGCAUGAAAGGUACAAGCUUUUUGUGGAAGCUGUAGAUCUUUUGGAAAAAAUGAAGGAAUGCCUCAAUGAUCAUACCAAAUGUGACUCGCUAGCACCAAAAGGCAAGAAGGAAAGAUGUCUGUGGCCUUUGAAUCAUGGAGAUAAAACAAGUUUUAAGAAAAAGAAUGAAAUAAGAGACAUCCCCAUCAUUUUGCAACAUGGAAUUCAGGCAGCGGGUCUGCAGAUCGAAACAAGAAGACAAAGAAUUGACAUGGCUGCUAUGGACAAUGAUGCAGACAAGAUUUCUGACAAUAAGUUAUUAUCCUUGUUGGAAGAAAUACACACUGGCCUUAAAUGA